Messenger RNA from Frankliniella occidentalis (western flower thrips), 1504 nucleotides. RefSeq names its product aprataxin and PNK-like factor. The coding region runs from base 171 to 1208 and encodes 345 amino acids. Gene Ontology annotation, molecular function: 3'-5' exonuclease activity; DNA-(apurinic or apyrimidinic site) endonuclease activity. NCBI's taxonomy places the organism in Eukaryota, Metazoa, Arthropoda, Insecta, Thysanoptera, Thripidae. The record is from RefSeq and is a predicted model, not a curated record. Gene Ontology annotation, biological process: double-strand break repair. Gene Ontology annotation, cellular component: site of double-strand break; nucleus. The transcript has 4 exons.
ACUCUCACCCCGUCUUUGUUGACAGAUGACAGAAGAAGAGAAAUUGCGGGAGAAUACGAGGUAAACAUUUUAUCAAAAAAUAAAUAAAUAAACAAGUUUACUUCUUUGGUCCAGCUGACGUGUGCCAAACUGUUUCGUCUGAUAUAUAGCAAAAAACAUAUCAAGAGAACAUGUUGACCAACAGGAAAAGAAAAGUACCUGCCUGGAUGAAAGGAUCUAAUAACUCCAACACAGUCACCACAGAAUUGAGUAAAAAUGGUGUGAGCAGCCCCAAAUCACCUGUGGUUUCGUCUGCAGUGAAUGGUUCUUCCUUGAACAAUCCUCAGAAUGGUCUUUUUAAGGAUAACUCGUGUGACAUUGCAGUCAAAGAAGCUCCCCCUUUAAGAUAUUCUAAUGACAACCUCAGUGAUGGAGAGGAGGAUGAGCGUGAUAAGUCGACUCCUACCAAACGUUUUGCUGAUAGUCUUAGUGAAGAUGAAGAAAAUUGUGAGGCUGAAAGACAUUCCAGAAAUUCUGAUGAUGAAAAUAUCAGUAAUAGUGACGUGCAUGGCACAAGUAUGAAUAUGGAUCAUUCUAGGAGUAUCUAUGAAAGAGCCAAAGAUGAACAUGACAAUUUAGUUUCUCCAAAACCUUGUACACCUAACAGCCGGAACAACGCUGCGAAAGAUGUGGGAGCUGAUGCUGGAGCUAGAGUCAGCCCAGGUACUUCUGUACUGACCUCACCUGCUACACGAAAAUCCUGCCUUUAUGGUUCAUCCUGCUACAGAAAAAACCCACAGCACAAAGUAGAAUUUGCUCAUCCUGGAGACUCAGACUACUGUGACUCUUCUGGCACAAAUACUCCCAAAAAUGAUGCAGUUACCUCUACCUCUGAUGUUCGUCCCCUUUGUGAAUAUGGAUCAGCAUGCUACCGCAAAAAUCCUCAACACCGUCGUGACUUUAGACAUGAUACACCUAGAAAAAGGACUGCAAGACCAGUUGACAUGCAAGAUAUUCCCUCUGAUGACGAUGGAGAUUUUAAUUCUGGAUGUGAAUCGGACAACUUUAAUCCAGGUGAAAGUGAAUCUGAUGAUAGUUUUAUCACCUCUGACUCAGUAACUGAUGGAAGCAGUGAUGGGAGCUAUGAUGCAGAAGAGGAGGAAAAACCAAAAAAGAGAAAGAAAAAGGCAGAUAAAAGAAAGGGAAGGAAGAAAGUGAAAGGAGAUUGACAGUUUCAUUCACAUAUUUUAUAAAUUUCAUACUCUUAAUGUAUAGUUCAUAUCUUAUUUUUGUUUUUAUAAUUCUCUGUUUUUGUUGUAAUUAUUCCUUAUUGUUGUUUUAAUCAUUUCUUAUUUUUGUUCUAAUGUCAUGUCAUGCUCAAUUUGUUCUUUACGAAAAUUUCUUACUGCUAAUCUAAAUUCUGUCAUAGUCCCAAGCUCUAUGGAAAUGUUGUAUGUGUGAAAUUGUUGGGUGGAAUUUUUGUAUAAUUGAUUUCUGAUCAUCAAGACAACAAUAGACACAGGUA